AUGUGCUACAUUGAGAAGAACGUUUACACGCUAGCCCUCCGGAGCUGCCGUCCCUGUGAGCUGGCCAAGCUCAAGUAUUGGUUCUGCCCCGAGUGCCGCGAGCACUACAGAGGAUACGACACCAAUAGCGUGGAUGCCAUCCUGAACUACUGGGCUUACAAGACCCUCCACGGCUUCUCAUACAGCGUCUCUCCCCAAGCCGUCCCCGGCGAGGUUCUCGCGGGGCUCAUGCCUGUCACCGACGGCUUCGCCAGACCUAGCCGUUCGAGAGACGGCGGGACUGGCUUCGGGAGGCUCGAGAAGGCCAGAUCAGUCACGCUGGAUCUGGCCGGCAGGUGGAGUACCGUGACGGCUAGCCAUGAGACCCGCGAGCCUGUUGUUGAACAUGUGGUGCGCGUACAGCCACAAGCAGCGUCUCCCAUGUCGGCCUACCCACAUGCCCAUGUGCUCAGUUCGAUAACCGAACACGGCGAGGAGCAAGAACCCGCUACGAGGGUUACUGCUUCGCGCAAAACAGGGAAGCCUCCGUAUCAUCACCCCGAGACACUUGCGAGGCUGUGCGGUGAGGUUCCCCAAAGGAUCAUGCCCCAGUCGGGGGAAACGCAGGAGCCUACAACUACAACUACUGACCCAGGACAAUCGGGUAUCCCUCCGGCGUCCCCAACGCCGUCGCAGACCGGGCAUGAAAUGGGUCAUAGCGCCAAGCAGAUUCCUCUCCCGUUCGAUGGGCCGCCGUCUCGCAGUUUGACGGCGCCGGCCAAGCAGCAGGAGGCUACUGGUCAUAAUAAUGGCCCGACUGGAGUCGAAACAACUAACCAGAAACCCCGCGGCGAUGGUUGCGGACCUGUCUCCAGUGACAUCGACGGCAUCAGCAUCCCCGAAGCACCCGCACCAGCAAAUUACCGGGUGCUAAGAUCGACUAGCUUCGACGUCUCCGCUGAGCCAACCCGAGACUCUCCAACCGAUGAACCGGUGCCAUUUCCACAGCCAGAUCCUAACGCCCUCGACAAAGAGUUGGUGGGUGUCAUCCUCGACGGCGCACCCUUGAAGAUUGUCUUGGUCAUCAACGAGGACGAGCCCAGCAUGACCAGCCAUUUCUCCAUUUCCGACCUGGACCCGGACGAGGCAGCAGAACUGGCUGGUCUGAGAAGCGUCAGUCCGCCGCCCUAA
Molecule: messenger RNA, 1170 nt
Organism: Thermothelomyces thermophilus ATCC 42464
Lineage: Eukaryota; Fungi; Ascomycota; Sordariomycetes; Sordariales; Chaetomiaceae
Exons: 3
Coding region: 1-1170 (389 amino acids)
Source: RefSeq, a predicted model, not a curated record